Molecule: messenger RNA, 2357 nt
Organism: Scleropages formosus (Asian bonytongue)
Lineage: Eukaryota; Metazoa; Chordata; Actinopteri; Osteoglossiformes; Osteoglossidae
Gene: mus81
Product: MUS81 structure-specific endonuclease subunit
Exons: 17
Coding region: 273-2216 (647 amino acids)
Biological process (GO): double-strand break repair via break-induced replication; resolution of meiotic recombination intermediates; DNA catabolic process
Cellular component (GO): nucleus; Holliday junction resolvase complex
Molecular function (GO): crossover junction DNA endonuclease activity; 3'-flap endonuclease activity; DNA binding
Source: RefSeq, a predicted model, not a curated record
ACGAGGAGGCGGUGCGGCAGAGCAACGUCCGCUAAACACAAGGAAACGCGUAACGUUCGCAGCGCGUUCGACCGCCUCUCCAGCGAUUUUCCUGCAGACUCGUUUAGUCUGUGCGAGAAAGGACCGUCAAAACCUCGCUGCCGUUGCUCCUCAGCAGAGCGCGCGCGCCCGCGCCAAUUUGAACGUGCCCGUUGACCUCUGUGACGUCAGAGCGCAGCUGUUGAGUGGCCCGUCCGCUCGCUCUUGAGUCUUUGUGAGCAUGUAGCGGUGCGAUGGCCUCGUCAGAGCCGCCCCGCCUGGGUCGGAAGCGGCCGCUGCCGCCGUGUCCGAACCCGCUGUUCGUCCGCUGGCUCAGCGAGCUGAGGGACCAGGCGGCCGAGAGGGGGCUCAAGACCCAGUACGUCUACCAGAAGGCCCUUCGUUCCUUGAAGAAGUAUCCCCUUCCUCUGAAAAAUGGCCGAGAGGCCAAGAUCCUGCAGAACUUCGGUGAUGGUAUCUGCAAGUUUCUGGACGAUCGCCUGCAGAAGUACUACAGAGAGCACGGUGUGGAUGCCCCUAUUCAUUCCCUUCCAGACGGGGGUGUUCCCUCUCACAGGGAGGUUCGCAACCAGGAUCCAAGCAAUCUGCCCUCUGAACCUGACAAGGAGUCCCCAGGGGAGGGAGCUGUAGAAAUGGCUUGUCAUCACAGGCACGAUUGCAAGUCUCAUUCAAAAGCAAGCAGAACCGAGGUGACUCAGUACACGCAGAGAGACAGAAGGAAGCAGAUAGGCGGCAGAAAGGGGAGGCAGUAUGUUCCACAGAAGCGCUCUGGAGGUUAUGCUGUUCUCCUCACUCUGUACAGACACUGUCAGGUUCCAGGGAACAAAGGGUUCAUGUUUAAGACGGAGCUACAGAGAGAAGCACAGCACCUAUGCGACACGUCUUUCACAGUGCCCAAUAUGGGCAGCAAAUACACUGCUUGGUCAUCAGUAAGCACCCUUAUUCAGAAAGAUCUGCUGUUGAAGACUCACAGUCCAGCCAGGUACUCGCUGACCGAGCUAGGCCUGGCCUUGGCAGAGCGACUGGAGGCCAGCGAGAGCACAGGCAAUGAAGAACUUAAAACUGGCAGAACCUGGGUGGAGGGAAAAGAGGAUGCGCGAGUUAUGGUUGAUCUGACCGAGGAAGAGUCAGAGGAGGAGAACAGCACUACAGAGAGGCCAACCCCCCCCGUGUCUACAGCUCAAGAAAAGCUAGUGGAGCCUGGGACAAGUAUCUUGGGGAAGGUCCAGGCUGCAGGCUCCGAAGUACAGGUGGCAGCUGGUAGCCUUCUGCCGGGCUGCUAUGAUGUUAUACUUUGUGUGGACUUCAUUGAGACAACGGGGGGCAACACAGCUCGUAAGCAGGAGCUAGUCAAAGAGCUUCAAAGGAAUGGGGUGCCCUUUGACAUCAGGAAGCUGAAUGUGGGGGACUUCCUGUGGGUGGCCAGAGAGAAAGUGACUCCUGUACCAGGACAGCUGCGGCCACCGCCUGCGAGAGAACUGGUCCUGGAUUACAUCAUUGAGAGGAAAAGGAUAGACGACCUGUGUGGCAGCAUCACUGAUGGCCGCUUCAGGGAGCAGAAGUUCCGCCUGAAGAGGUGCGGCCUGAGGCACCCCAUUUACCUGGUGGAGGAGUGCGGAUCUGCUGGCGCUCAUCUGAGCUUACCUGAAAGCACGCUGCAGCAGGCCAUUGUCAACACGCAGGUGGUAGAUGGCUUUUUUGUGAAGAGGGUCCAGGACGUGAAGGAAUCAGCAGCAUAUCUGACUGUCAUGACAAGGUACCUGCAGAAACUGUACCAGAACAAGACUCUGGUCUGUCGUUCAAAGGAGGAUCUGGAGGGGCAGGGAGGCAAUGAGAGGGUGUGCGCAGUGAAGGAGAGAGAGAACCCCUCCUGCUCCCUGCUCUCCUUUGCUGAGUUCAACCAGGGAGCUGUCAAAAAUAAGUGCCAGACGGUGAGGGAGGUCUUUGCCAGGCAGCUCAUGCAGAUCAGUGGGGUGUCUGGUGACAAGGCCACCGCCAUCCUGGAGCACUACGGCACUGUGAGCAGCCUGAUAGAAGCCUAUCAGCAGUGCCCAAGUGACACGGACAGGGAAAAGCUGCUCUCUUGUGUCCGAUACGGAAAGCUGAAAAGGAAUCUUGGACCAGCACUGAGCCGCACAAUUUACCAGCUUUACUGGACCCAAGGGCCUUUGUCUUAGUGCCACAAACCUCAUUUGUCACACCUAGCACAUCUCACUCUGACUCUGUCCCUUGGCACUGCAGAGAAAUUUUAUUAAUGCAGUUUGUUGUAAUAGUAAUUUCUGUAUCAUGUGUUUUUAAUAAUAAACGAUUGUGGUAAA